AUGCGCUGCAUGCCUCCCGCUGCCUUUCGCAGACCAGCCAGCUUGACGUGCUGUGCAUAUUUACAGGCUGGGGGCCGGCGACAACUUACCAAUGCCGCAGCAAUAGUCGACGAGUUGAAAAGCCGCCAGCUCCCCAUCAGGAUUGAUGAUAUGAGCGCGGGUCCCUCCCAAUUGCUGCGAGCCGCGGUCAGUGAUUUUCUACCACCAGAUUGGAGCCCACGCCAGCGGAAAUUCCUGCCAAUACAUGAAUCGUCACGGUCCCUACCCAAUGGCCAUCAUCUAGUCCACUUCCCGCCUCUGACUACCGAGAAGGAUCUUCUCGAGGAUGGGACCGAUGUGCUACACGCGCCGGACCGCUCUUGGAAAUACCGUUUGUGGGCGGGCGGCAACGUCCAGUACCACCGCUCAAUCCAGCUAGGCACUGCGAAUCGAUCUCUAGCGCUCGUGGAAAGGAUCGGGGAUGUGAAGGUGCGAGACUCAAAAGUCUUUGUUCAGAUCCAGCGCGCAAUCGUGGAGAACGAGUCUUCUGGCGCAACUUGGGGUGCACCAAAGGCAGACGAGGCAGCAGCACGUCUACGCAGCAUUGCCUUCCCAGAUACCGGACGGCAUACAGACAACUCUCGGGACACUCGACAGCUUUACGCCCGCGAAAAUCGUUGGCUCUGCUUCACGCAGAACAAGCCCACCAACCCACCACCGCCAUUUAACCCACCGACCAAAGAGCCAUUCUACACCGCCACCCUAACUCCAACGCCGUCACUCCUCUUUCGCUUCUCUGCCCUGACCUUCAACGCACACGCCAUCCACAUCGACGCCGAGUACACCAAGUCCAUCUACGGCCUCCCGGAGCGCCUCGUCCAAGGCCCCCUGACCCUAGUGCUGAUGCUCGAAGUCGCCCGUCGCGCCACCGGAGCCCUCUACGAAACCAUGUCCGCGUCCGGGGCGGGAACCGGGUCGAAACAGGAAAGCUACUACGUCGACGCCAUCGACUAUAAGAACCACGCGCCGCUGUACGUCAACGAGGAGAUCACCGUCGCGUGCGCGUGGCCGGAAGAUUUGGACUCGACGGCGGCGGCGGCGGCGCCGCGCAUGAGCGUCUGGAUCCAGAAGUCGCAUCCACAGAUGGGCGAGCCGACCGUGUGCGCGAGCGGGACAGUGCCCUUGCGCCGCCUACCCAUGAAGACUUGA
Molecule: messenger RNA, 1188 nt
Organism: Cyphellophora europaea CBS 101466
Lineage: Eukaryota; Fungi; Ascomycota; Eurotiomycetes; Chaetothyriales; Cyphellophoraceae
Exons: 1
Coding region: 1-1188 (395 amino acids)
Cellular component (GO): mitochondrion
Molecular function (GO): (3R)-hydroxyacyl-[acyl-carrier-protein] dehydratase activity
Source: RefSeq, a predicted model, not a curated record